GUAAAUAUCGUAUAUGUAAAUGAGCAUUAUACCUAUGUGAUUUUUUCGAUCUACUCCUGGUAAGCAACAAUGCCGUCGGGUGAAUAUAGAAGAUUCUCAUUUCGUAUCCCUAGUGGUCCAAAACGGAGCCUGACUAAGCCUGUUCGCGUGUAUCAGCCCACGUAUCAGCUGAACCCAAGAAAGCGAUUCAACGUCGAAAAGGUCCAGAAAAUACUAGCACAGCUUCUCGACCCGGAGCUAGAGGGGGUCGAGUACAGUGAGAAGGUGGUUCCCGAGUUGUGCGUUAAUCUGGCUGAAAGCAUUCGCAAUGCUGUGAAAGAAGAAAAUUAUGACAGGUACCGAAUAAUAGUGAAUGUGACCAUCUCCCAGCGGCGGCAACAGAGCCUCGUGGCGUCCCACUCGUUCCUGUGGGACUCGGAGCGGGACAACUUCGCGGCCCGCGAGUUCCACAACCCGCACAUUCACGCCUACGCGGUCGUCUAUGGAAUAUACUUCGACUAACAUUACCUAAGAUAGAGCACGUGUGUUGUACACAUUUAAUAAUAACAUCUAAACUUAAUUUUUUUAAAUGUGCCGUCAAUAUUAUACUUACUUUUUUCACUAGAUGGCGUUCAUAAGUAAAUUAGUAGGAACUCUUUUAGUAUUAGUAAAGCUACAAAGUAUAUAAUUGUAAUCCAUAUGUACACUAUGUAUAUGCGCCAUCUGGUAUAGCUGCUAUUUGUAUGCAAUUGUACAGUCAGCAAAAUUAUUAAGUUAGCACCCCUAAACACAAAUAAGUGUGCUAAUACUUUUGCUGACUGUAGGUAGUGUAGGUACGACGCGACGGUUACUUCAGUUGUCUGUGUCAAUGACACUCAGAAAUGGUUUCUAAAGGGCAUGGCACACUGCUACCGAUUCGCACGUCACUUCGAAGUUUGAGCGAGACAACGCAAUGCGCGUAUUAUAGCGACAUCCCCCUCGCACCUCGGAGCGACAUGCGAAUUGCAGUGUGCCAUGCCCCUAAUUAUUGAAUAUGUAAAUCUCUAGCUCCAGAUCGAAGUCAAUCAUGGCACUAUGAUUACUAUUUUGUUGUUAUUUUUAUGUGUUACGUAAGUGCCAUGAAUAAAAAAAUUAAACAAGACUAUGCCCCCGU
Molecule: messenger RNA, 1132 nt
Organism: Cydia pomonella (codling moth)
Lineage: Eukaryota; Metazoa; Arthropoda; Insecta; Lepidoptera; Tortricidae
Product: dynein light chain Tctex-type 5-A-like
Exons: 3
Coding region: 70-501 (143 amino acids)
Biological process (GO): microtubule-based movement
Cellular component (GO): cytoplasm; cytoplasmic dynein complex
Molecular function (GO): dynein intermediate chain binding
Source: RefSeq, a predicted model, not a curated record